AUGGAAUUGACGAAUAAGAAGGCAAUGAUGAAGUUAGCUUUAAUGGUUUUCCUCUUGAGCUUCACCACAAAUGUUGUUACCGCUCGUUUCAAUUCAACUUCCUUCAUAACUCAAGUUCUCUCCAAUGGUAAUGAUGACAAAUCAGCAUGUUGUGAUGUGUGCCUCUGCAUAAAAUCAAACCCUCCUUCCUGUCGCUGUUUUGAUGUUAGAGAAACGUGUCCCUCAGCAUGCAACCAAUGCCUCUGUACAACUUCUCUUCGUCCAUUGUGCCAGUGCUUUGAUACCUUUGACACCUGCAAUGAAGCAUGUGACAACUCUGAGAAUUGA
Molecule: messenger RNA, 327 nt
Organism: Lathyrus sativus (Indian pea)
Lineage: Eukaryota; Viridiplantae; Streptophyta; Magnoliopsida; Fabales; Fabaceae
Source: the annotation of a GenBank genome assembly